GACACGUGUCCAAUAUCCUCUGUUUCCCUAAAACCCUCACAAAAAUCCAUACCCAUCUUUCUCCUUGUAAACCUCUUUCUCUCUCUUCACACUUUCUCUCUCUCUCAGUCCCAUCCUUGAGUUAUGGCCAAUCCACUUGGUUUUCUCUGAUACCCUUUAUGUAUUUUCCCUCUGCGCCUCCAUUUUCAUCUCAAAGUUUCGAUCUUUCUUUUCUGGGCAUAAUCAAAAACCCAAUCUUUCUCUAUCCCAACUAAGUUUUCAGCUUCAAGAUCUCUUCUUUUCUUUUUUUUACUUUACUUGCUGAGAUGAAGUUUUGAAGAUCAUGAUGAACGGCUGUGAUUAUGAUGAUCUUCUGGUAAGAACAAUAAUAAUCAUCAUUAUUAGUACAGAUUUUUCAAUCAAGAAAUGGUGAUUCUGAUUCAAGUUCGGUCGUUAAUCUGGUUGAGAAAAAGAAAAAAAAGAACAACAAGAAAAAUCCCAUUUUGUUAAUUACUCCAAAAAAACCCCAUAUCAAAAUCCUAAUCUUUUUUUGAUUAUAAGGUGUUUGAUAAUAUUCCUCAGUAGAUUUUGUUAUUUUGAAAAGUGGCUAAGAUGAGUUUAAGCACAGCUGAGGAUGAUUCAGCUUCUGAGAUUCAUAUCCCAUCUGAUAUAGAUUGGCAUAUGCUUGACAAGUCUAGAUUUUUCUUCUUAGGAGCAGCUUUAUUUUCAGGUGUUUCAGCAGCUUUAUAUCCAAUAGUUGUGUUAAAAACAAGGCAACAAAUCUCAACAACACCAAUCUCAUGUUUCAACAUGUCAUUUGCUAUCAUGCGCCAUGAAGGUUUUAGAGGUUUCUACAGAGGUUUUGGUACUUCAUUAAUGGGAACAAUCCCAGCUAGAGCACUUUACAUGACAGCACUUGAAGUAACCAAGAGUAAUGUUGGGACAAUCACUGUUAGAUUAGGUUAUUCAGAUACAACAGCACUUGCUAUAGCUAAUGCUGCAGCAGGGUUAAGUUCAGCUAUGGCUGCUCAAUUGGUUUGGACCCCAAUUGAUGUUGUAAGUCAAAGAUUAAUGGUUCAAAGUUGCAGCAAUGUUAGUAAUGUUAAGAACUCUAUUCCUAGUGUGAGUAGUUAUAGUUACACUAAUGGUUUAGAUGCUUUUAGGAAAAUUAUGUACUCAGAUGGGUUUAGAGGAUUGUAUAGAGGUUUUGGGAUAUCUAUAUUGACAUAUGCACCAUCUAAUGCUGUUUGGUGGGCUUCAUAUUCUGUUGCACACAGGCUAAUUUGGGGUGGUUUCGGUUGUUAUAUGGCGAAGAACAAGAAGAAAUAUGAUGAGAAUGAGAAUGGUUGUUUUAGGCCUGAUUCCCGAGCAACAUUGGCGGUGCAGGGUUUAAGUGCUGCAAUGGCGAGUGGUGUUUCGGCUUUGAUUACUAUGCCACUUGACACAAUUAAAACAAGGCUGCAAGUGUUGGAUGGAGAGGAAAAUGGGCAAAGAAGGCCACUUACAAUUGCUCAAACUGUGAGGAAUUUGGUUAAGGAAGGCGGUUUCGGUGCUUGUUAUAGAGGAUUAGGGCCAAGAUGGGCUUCAAUGGCUAUGUCAGCUACAACUAUGAUCACUACUUAUGAGUUUCUCAAAAGACUCUCUACCAAGACUAUUGAUUGACUUUGAAUCAAGAAGAGGAUGAUGAUGCUUUGCUUUUCUUUUUUCUUUGUUCUUUUAUUUUAUUUUUCAUAUCUUCAAAAUUUGUUCUACUUUUUCUUGUAUUGCCUUGUUGCCUUGGAUUAAUGUAAAUUCUUUGUUUUGUUUUUGUUUCUGUUUUCAGCCUUUUAUGUUAUUAACUGUGGAAAUAACUGCAGAUGUAAAUAUAUAUCUAUAUAUAUAAGUAUUUUCUUUA
This is a messenger RNA of Cannabis sativa, 1873 nucleotides long. RefSeq lists its product as uncharacterized. NCBI's taxonomy places the organism in Eukaryota, Viridiplantae, Streptophyta, Magnoliopsida, Rosales, Cannabaceae. Gene Ontology annotation, biological process: transmembrane transport. The coding region runs from base 592 to 1641 and encodes 349 amino acids. The transcript has a single exon. The record is from RefSeq and is a predicted model, not a curated record.